AUGUCUUGGUCGCGAAAAGCUUGUGCAUGGAGCCAAUUCGGGAUUUCAUUGAGUAGAAUUGGUCCUCCGCGCAGCACGGUCCGUUGGCUGCUGCUGCUGGUGCUUGCCGUUCAAAUAGCCUCUCGCCUCUCCUCUGCCGACGCUCGCGACGAUGCCGCGGCGGUAGCGGGAGGGGCAGCGGCGGAGGGCGCUACACGAGUUAGUGGGUGUGAAGCUGGGGAGGCUACUAUGGACGAUGCCGCCGCGGGAUAUCCCGGUGCGCGCAUGUGCAAAGCCGCUGCAACCGACUCGAGCGCGCACCCAGUGGACACUGUUAGAGAUGGUGAACCAAAGUCGGCAGCGUCCUUCCCGGCUGCACACAAGCAGACCGCUUCCGCCGGUACCUGCGCCGGGGAAUGCGGCAGCACCGCUGCUGCCAGCGACCGUACCGAAGAAGCAGCAGGCGACAGCGACGCCUGCGUGUCUGCUUCAACCCGUACUGUGGCGGCAUUGAACUCGUCGCUAACCUCGACUGCGUCGCCCGAGGGUUCGAGCGCGGCGGAGUUGGUGCUUUCCGCCGUCAAUGCCGUGCGCGCAGCAGUGGAGGCGGAACGCCUUGCGCUCGCGCGCCUGCAGGAAACCGUGGCGGGGCAGAGCGCGCGCUUGGAGCGCAUGGAGCGGCUUCUGGCGGAGCUUGCGGGGAGACGGGCGGAAGGCGCACGGCCAGGGGACUGGGGUUUGGGCGCAGAGAGAUGGCUGGGCGCGAGUGGGGGGGGAAUUGGUGGAUCAAGGCCAGAGGAGGGGAACAUUGGCGGAGGUGAUGCCGAAAGGGGCGGAAUGGGCGGAGUGAAAGACGCUGUGCCCUUGGGAAGCAUGGGGGGAAGCGCGGAGGGAGAGCGCAUGUGGAGGACAGCGGAAGGAGUGGGUGGCGCGGAAUGGCGAGGAAGGGAAGCGGGGGAGGAGCGAGCGGGCGUGGGGACGGAGAGGUGGAGUGAGCCGCUGACGUGGACUGGUAGCUUGGAGCUGGUGGGAACAGCGGCCAUGGGCGCUCGUGUCACUGCUCUGCUGCUUCUCCCGUUGGACCUGUCAUCUCCUACGGGCGGGCGGCUGGUGGCAGUGGGGGACAUGGCGGGCCAUGUGCGCGUGUUCUCCUCCCAGGGCCACCUGCUGCUGCACCUGCACCCGCCCUCGCUGCACUCCCACGAGCAUGCACACGCGCAUGACCAUGGGGGGCGAGGAGGCGGAGGAGGAGCACGUGGGGGAGGGGGAGGGGGAGGGGGGAGGGGAGGGGAGUGGGCGGUGACGGCGCUGGUGGCGGCAGCAGUGAAGCGCAACGAGACGUGGCUGGCAACAGGGCAUGCGGACGGGUCUGUGUACCUUGUGCGUGUGCCCGAGCUGCAGGCCCGAGGCCGCUCUGCUGCCGCCCCUGCCACCACCACCACCGCUGCUUCUGCUUCUGCUGCUGCGGCGGCGGCGGCGGCUGCGGGGGAGCACGGGGAGGUGUUGCAGGGCGGUAUGCUGGCGUCGUAUGCGGUGCCCGUGGUGGAGCUGCUCCCUGCUGGCGCCCUUCACGCCCUGACUGCUGCCGCCGCUGCUGCUGCUGCUGCUGUGGGACAGACGGCAGGUGCAGCAGGCGAUGCACAAACCGAGCAGCAGCAGCAGCAGCAGCAGCAGCAGCAGCAGCAGCAGCAGCAGCAGCAGCAGCAGCAGCAGCAGCAGCAGCAGCAGCAGCAGCAGCAGCAGCAGCAGCAGCAGCAGCAGCAGCAGCAGCAGCAGCAGCAGCAGCAGCAGCAUCAGCAGCAGCAGCAGCAGGCGGGGUGGAGGGUGCCGUGGAGAGCAGUGACGUGUCUGGAGGUGCACAAGUCAGGGUCGUCGCGGUACAUACUAGUGGGCAGUGCAGGGGGCGUCAUUGCUGUGCUGCGAUCCAAUGGCUCCAUCUACGGCCAUGCCACCAUGCUGCCCGUGCAGCAAGGUCUGCAGCAUGAAGGCAGAGCAGGGGAGGCCCGGUCGAAGCAGAGAGGCGGAGAGGCCGCUGAGGCUGCAGCUGCAGCUGCUGCUGAUGCUGCAGGUGCGGAUGCGAAAGCACAAGAAAAGGGUUCAGGGAAGGGUCCGAACUCGGGUGAAGCCAUUGUUCCUGCUCCUGCUGCUGCUGCUGCCGCGGCUGCUGCUGCUGCCGCUGUCGGUCGGCCCAGUGUCCCCUUGGCGUUCAUCCGCACGCCCUCCUCCCAGCGGGUGCUCUUCCUGACAUCAGCAGGAGCAGCGUCCGUGGACCUGCUCUCGCUCACCAUGCACCCCGCCACGUGCCACGGGCUCAACGGCUCCACACUCGCUGCCUUCUCCUUUGACCCGGCCAGCCGCUCUCGCGCGUACGCGGUGACGACAGAGGGCGAGCUGGUGCUGGUGACGAUUACAGGGGAUACUAAUUGGUUUGACUGCCGCGUGCGCUGGAGAGUACCUGCGCUGCAGUCCAUUAAGCCUGCUGCUGUUCCUACUGCUGCUGCUGCUGCUGCUGCUGCUUCUGGGGUCGGUGUUGAUGCUUUUGCUGAUGGCUAUGGUGACGGGGCUGAAAGUGUUUCUCCUCCUGCCGCUGUUGCUGCCGGUGCUGAUGGUGGGCGGGGAGAGGUGGGGGAUGUGGUGGGCGUGGGGCAGGGCAAGGUGGCAGCGGUGCAUGGGUAUGUGUUUGUGGCAGGGGCUGGCUCGCUGCUCAUCUUCAAUGUCUCCGGUCAGCCUGAUUUUCCCUGCCUCGCACUCACCUGUUCCCACCUUCUCCCUCCCUCCUUCCUCCGCCCGCUGCUGCAGCCAUUCCGCUUCGUCUCCCCCCGCUCCAAGCCAUGGGCACCAACCCUCAUCCUCACUAUCCCGCUUUCCUCCGCACUCGCCGCACUCCCGCCACACCUCCCCUCCCUCCCGCCAUCCCUCCUCUCCGCCCUCGCCUCCGCCGCCCUCCCUCCACCUCUCAUCGCCUCCAACAAGGAGUCCCUCCUCGCAGUGGCCUUCUCAGCCCACAACGUCGCCAUCUACCGCUCCCGCCUGCCCGUCUCCUCCGCACGCUCGCGCCGCUCCUCCUCCUUCCUCUCCACGCCCAUCCUGCUCAUCUUCAUCUUCCUCUGUGCCGCCUGGCAGUUUGGUCGCAGAGCCCACGUGGGUUCCUCUGCUGGCGGUGAAGCAUUGGGUAAUUCGGUUCCAGGCGAUUCAGACCCUCUUGGUGUUGCUCCGCAUGCUCUUGGAACGGGGUUGGGGAUACGCGGGCUGGAAAUGGAUGAGUCAGGUUUUGCCGGUGGGGGUUCUGGUGCGGGUGGGAGUGGGAGCAGUGGUGGUGGGAGUGGGAGUGCAGGGAGAUUAGCAGCUGGUUUAGGGUUGCUCAUGAGCAGGCGAACAGGUGGGGGUGGAGAUGGGGAGGAGAUGUGGGGAAUGCAGAUGGGCGGAAGAGGAGAAGGAGGAGGCGGAGGAGGAGCAGGGGCAGGUGGGGAUGGGGAGGUUGCGAGGGCAAACGUGGGGGGAAGGAGGCCCGAAGAAGGACCAGCAGGGCUGAGAAUUCAUGGCAUGAGAUCAAGUGGUGGGGAUGGAUUCAGGGGCCUGUCAGAUGGGGGAGGGAGCGGAGGGGUGGCGGAGGGUGUUGCUGGGUUGCAGAGGGGGGGUGGGGAAAGACCGGGAGGAGGGAUGGGGGAGAGUGGAGGAGGGGACACGAUGCGAGAGAGUAGGUUGGGUUUUGAUCGCAUGGGUCAGGCGAGAGGCAUGGCAGCAGCAGGAGUGAGGGGCGCGAGCAGGCUGGGGCUGGGGACGGGGGAAGGAGAGGACUCCCGUUCUGCUGCAGGCACUGCUGGAGCAGCAGCAGCAGCCACAGCCGCUGCCGCAGCCGCAGCCGCUGCCGCAGGUGGUGGUGGCGGUGGCGCUGCUGGUCUAGCUGGUGGUGGCGGUGGUCUAGAGGGAGCGAGCAGGCAGGCAUGGCUGGAUGCGAGUGAUGGUGGCGGUGGGCUGGUGAGCAGCCGCAACAGCGACUGGGCUCCGAUAGGCAGGAUGAGAGCAUCGGAAAUGCGAGCAGCAGAGCGCUACCCCGCAUCGCACCUCAUGGGUGGCCGGCCAGCUCCCAUGUCGGGCUGUGUGGUGGGGCACCCAGGCCCACGGCCCGAGUACCGAGGCAGGGAGACGUAUCCCCCGUCUGGUCGCAGGGAUCCUUUCUAUGCCCGCCGCGCGUUCCAGCCUGGUUGA
Closterium sp. Naga37s-1 is the source of this 4188-nucleotide messenger RNA. NCBI's taxonomy places the organism in Eukaryota, Viridiplantae, Streptophyta, Zygnematophyceae, Desmidiales, Closteriaceae. The record is from the annotation of a GenBank genome assembly.